AUGGAGGCAGAGUUGGUCGAAUUCGAGCGGAAACGGUUUUCUAUUGUCUGGGAUCCGGACGCCUGCAUCCAGAUCCUGCGCGAGAACGUGACGGAGGAACUCACUCCGUUGCCGGCGGGUUCGGAGUGGAAGGUCGAGUGGGACGACGAGCACAACAUGAAUGUGUUGGUCGCCGCUGAUGGUCGAGAGGGGUCCCACUGGUGUGAUGACCUCGUCGAUGAUAUUUCGAUGAUGGCCGCAGAUGGCACGAUUGUUGUAGAGGUCGACGGGCAAUAUGAUUUAUUCACAUUGCACGAAUACCGGAAACGCCACAAGGAAAUCAACAUGAAAUUGAUCGUGAUGGGCCGUCCAGAGCUUGCGGUGGUCAAGGGGCAUGUACUUCAACAGUCUGUGAAUGGAGCUUUCGUUUUGUGGAAUCCGUGGAGCAUAUGCGAGCAGAGUGUCCCCAAAGCCUUAUGGAAAACCCCUCCGGGUACAUGGUGGCAGAACUACAGACGGAGGCUAGUGGGCACCAUCAAAAACUUUACAGAGUUCGAUGUGGAGGCGCACUUGCGGAAGGCAGCGAUCACCGGAAACGCAGAUGACGAUGCCGAUAACGAUUACCGCAUAUUUCAAACCCCUGCCAUCAGCACUGCGGCGUUGAUCCGCAUACUCAUUCGCCUUUCCAAUCCUUCAGACAACAACAAGUUCAGAAAAGAUGAGGCGUUGCUGGAAUGCUGGAGUUUGUUUUUCGACGCGGUCCUGCGGACUUACUGCGAGCCCGUGGCGAACGUGGAGUGGACUGUCUUUCUUGAUCCGAAGCCCAUUCUCAAGCCAGGCUUGCCACCCUUUGGAGUCAACAAGAUCAGCGUGUACGUCGUGGCUGGGCUCGUGGACCUCACCCCGCUGUUUGCGGCCUCCGACACCGCCCCCCAUUUCGACGUAAUGAAGAGCCUUUUCCUCGCCGUGCCUGCUGACGAGCGGGGGCGGGUGCCGAUUCAGGACGUGCUGCGGAAGCUCGACCACGGCGGGAAGCAGAUGGAAUGGCUGCUCCAGCAGUUCGUGAUGCUGACCGCGGGCAUGGUUGAUGGCGAUGUUGUUGCUGCUUUGUCCGGGGGCGCUCCCGCUGGAGAUGGCGCUGUCUCUGUGGAGACCGCGCCAGAGGAUCUCCUCGGCCUGAGCCGGGAGCACGCUCGCCGAGUGCGCGCUGACGAGGCCAAGAAGGAACGCGCCGAGGAAUCCACGGAUUUCGACCCAUCGCUGUGCCUCCUGAAGCAUUUUUCUUGCUGCGAAGCCUGUUCUCCCCCACCCGCGGCGCCCUCGCGUGCCACUACGCCUGCGAUGCUGCCGCGGUCGGCCUGA
Messenger RNA from Prorocentrum cordatum, 1341 nucleotides. NCBI's taxonomy places the organism in Eukaryota, Dinophyceae, Prorocentrales, Prorocentraceae. The record is from the annotation of a GenBank genome assembly.